This is a messenger RNA of Diaporthe citri, 1593 nucleotides long. RefSeq lists its product as uncharacterized. Gene Ontology annotation, molecular function: transmembrane transporter activity. Gene Ontology annotation, cellular component: membrane. The transcript is spliced from 7 exons. The record is from RefSeq and is a predicted model, not a curated record. NCBI's taxonomy places the organism in Eukaryota, Fungi, Ascomycota, Sordariomycetes, Diaporthales, Diaporthaceae. The coding region runs from base 1 to 1593 and encodes 530 amino acids. Gene Ontology annotation, biological process: transmembrane transport.
AUGGCCUCGAAUGCGAAGACCAGCCCGCAAGUCGAGAAUGAGUCGGCCGAGUUGAGCCUCCGCCAGGCACUCGCCAGCGGCAGUGCCGUGGACGACAAGACUGGCACCUCUGACGACCGGGCCAACAUGUUUCGGAUGGGAAAGAAGCAGGAGCUGAGGAGAAACUUCCGCUUCGUUUCCAUGUUUGGAUUUACUAUGAUCCUUAUGGCAUCAUGGGAAAGCAUCAUUAGUGUCUCCAACAUCGGCCUUGUCAAUGGCGGUACUGCGGGUUUGAUCUGGAUGUUCUUCAUUUGUUGGGUUGCGUUCAUCUUCAUCAACACGUCAAUGGCGGAGAUGGGGUCAAUGAUGCCCACUGUGGGAGGCCAAUAUCAUUGGGUGUCAGAAUUUGCCCCGAGAGACUACCAGAAGUUCAUUAGUUACCUUAUGGGAUGGCUUUGUGUCUUGGGUUGGCAAGUCGGCUGCACUUCGGGCGCGUAUCUUGUCGGCACGCAGAUCCAGGGGCUCAUCGCAUUGAACAACCCGGCAUAUUCCUAUGAGCGCUGGCAUGGGACUCUUCUCACUAUCGCUGUCUCUGCAUUUGCAAUCCUGUUUAACACGGUCCUGGCCAGGAAGCUGCCCCUGAUCGAAGCGAUUAUUCUUGUCAUCCACAUCUUUGCCUUUUUCGGUAUCUUGGUUACGCUUUGGGUACUGGCACCGGUAAACAGUUCACCCAAGCAAGUUUUCACCCAGUUCAGCGACGGUGGCGGUUGGAGAAGCCUCGGCGGUUCCGCGCUCAUUGGUAUCACCAGUGGGAUUUACCCUCUCAUCGGAGGGGAUGCCGCCGUGCAUAUGUCUGAGGAGCUGAGAGACGCCGGCAAGACGCUCCCGAAGUGUAUGAUCUGGACAACCGUUGUUAAUGGCGGUCUGGCGUGGGUCAUGAUUAUCACGUUCUGCUUCUGCGUCGGAGAUCGUGAAGAAGUUCUCAACAGCCCGACAGGAUAUCCAUUUAUGCAGGUAUUCUACAACGCGGUCCGGUCAACGAGAGGAGCAACCGCCAUGUCUGUCUUCAUCACGAUAAUGUUUUUCUUUGGGCUAUUGACUUUUGUCGCCACAAGCUCCCGUCAGCUAUAUGCGUUUGCCCGAGACAAGGGCCUCCCCUUCAGCACAUGGUUCGCAACCGUCCGGCCGGGGUGGGACAUCCCUUUUAACGCGCUCAUCUUCACUUUCGUGUUUACCAGCGCCUUGUCUCUGAUCAAUCUUGGGUCCGCAACUGCCCUCAACUCCAUUACCGGCCUGCAAAUCAACGCCAUGCUGUCCAGCUACAUUGUUUCGAUCGGCUGUACGAUAUGGCGCCGCUGUACGAACCAACCUCUGCUGCAAUCGAAGUUCAACCUGGGCAGGUGGGGCUUGCUCGUCAACAUCAUCUCGAUGGCAUUCCUGGUCUUCUUCUUCAUACUGGCAUUCUUCCCUUCCUCGCCCCACCCCGAUGCAGCCAGUAUGAACUGGAACAUUUUGAUCUAUGGCGCGGUCAUCCUGCUUUCUACCGUCUAUUAUAUGUUCUGGGGGAAGAAACACUACGACGGCCCAGUGGAAUAUGUGAGAAAGAUGGACUAA